AUGGCUAACCCUAACCCACAAUCAGACAAGCUAGUCUUCUACGCUAGCAUCUUCUUGUACUAACCAAGACUCAAGUAAGAGUUUGCUCUCUACAACCCAUCAAUUCAGCAAUAUGAAUCAUCUUAAAUGCUACCUCAAGGGUCAAGCGCAAAGUUCACAGAAUUCAUGAGCUUGAAUGAUGACCAACAAAGAUAAGCUAUUGGUGAUAAAAACAAAGCUGAAGAGUAUAUCAGAUUAUUCUUUGAGAUCGUUAAGAAGGUUAAAGGUGAGCCAAAGCUUGUUACCUUCGCCUUGAUGCUCAUUGAUGGUAUUCUUGAGGAUAGUAGAACUAGAAUUCAAUAUCUUGUCAGUAUUCAAAGAAGUCACAAGAAAGACAAGAAGGAAGACCUUAUUGGACUACUUAACAGUUUCCUAUGGUAAAACAACCAAGCUGAGCAACACCAAAGAGACCUUGCUUCUCAUAUUCUUGCCAUGCUUAUUGAAGCUCAUGAGUACAAAAACUGCUAAAACGAAGCUAAGUAAUUCUUAAACUGGCUCAUUGAGCAAAAGCAAAAGCCAAAUAUCUCAUUGAACGCUUAUACCUUUGCUCUUAUGUACCUUCUCAAGACCAAUGAACUCGCCAAGGAAUUCGUAGACCAAGGUGGUUUUGAAUUAUUUAGUAACUAUCUUAACUAUGAGUGCAUCAAGUCUUAUCAAAUUGCAUACAAUGUUAUUAAUGCACUUUGGAUCAUCUCUUAUCAUCCAUUCUCAAGCAGAGGCUUUGAAGAUUACAGACUCGAAAUAAUUGAGAGAGUUGCCAAGGUUCUCGAUUACUUCAGUAAGGAAAAGAUUGUUAGAAUCAUCUUAUUGCUACUUGAUAACUUGAAAUAAAACGAUGUUUGCCUUGAAAUCAUGUCAGACAUUAAUGCCAUCUCAAUCAUGACCAAGCUUUAAAACAGACAUUGGGUUGAUAAUGAUAUUCAUGAUCUCCUUGAUAAACUCUUCAACUAUCUUGAUCAGAACUAUAAAGUCUUCUCAUCAAUUGAUAAGUUCAGAAAGGAGGUGCACAAAAAGUCUCUCAGAUGGGGACCAGUUCACACAGAGAAAUUCUGGCAAGAAAACUUUAUCUUCUUCCAUGAGAAGGAGAAUCUCGAUCUUAUUAAGAUCCUUGUUGAGCUUCUAGAGCAUCCUGAUGACCGCGUUAAGGCCAUUGCUUGUUAUGAUCUUGGAGAAUUCGCUCGCUUCUUCCAAUAUGGUAGACAAUAUCUAGACACCCUUAACCUUAAGACCGUCAUCAUUAAGCUCAUGUAAGUCCCCGCUUCAUCUGCUGAACUCAAGAAAGAAGCCAUCACAUGCUAUCAAAAAUUAUUGAUGAACUCAUGGAGUAGCACCGAGUUCAAACAGUGA
This is a messenger RNA of Stylonychia lemnae, 1386 nucleotides long. The record is from the annotation of a GenBank genome assembly. Lineage: Eukaryota; Ciliophora; Spirotrichea; Sporadotrichida; Oxytrichidae.